This is a messenger RNA of Alexandromys fortis (reed vole), 1026 nucleotides long. RefSeq names its product EF-hand calcium binding domain 9 (gene Efcab9). Gene Ontology annotation, biological process: sperm capacitation; flagellated sperm motility. The transcript has 4 exons. Lineage: Eukaryota; Metazoa; Chordata; Mammalia; Rodentia; Cricetidae. The coding region runs from base 1 to 654 and encodes 217 amino acids. The record is from RefSeq and is a predicted model, not a curated record. Gene Ontology annotation, molecular function: calcium ion sensor activity; calcium ion binding. Gene Ontology annotation, cellular component: sperm principal piece; cytoplasm.
AUGAAAGUGAAGCAAGGGUCUUUUCUGUGGUACCUUUACCUGGACAAAAUCUACUGCUUGUUGUCUUUGAGAAAUGUGAAGGCCUUGAUGGAGUAUUUUCACCUUCUGGACGCACACCGAAGGAACACUUUGAAUGAUGUGCUAUUCUUUCAUUUCCUCCACCACGUGACUAACAUGAAAAUCACACAUAUCAAGAUGAUAUUCGACAUGCUGGACUGGACGGCUAUGGGAGAGAUUGGUUUUGACCAGUUCUACGUGCUGGUUUGCAUUGUGCUGUCGCAUCAGAGCCAUCUGGAAGAUCAGUUCAUGUACCGCCAUUCCCGGCCGGUUUUUGACUUGCUUGACUUGAAAGGAGAGUUGAAAAUAGAUGGAACCGAUUUUGAAAUGUACAGAUUUCUCUUCAAUCUUAAAAAGCAGGAACUCCGGGAGCUUUUCCAUGACUUUGACAUCACAGGUGACCGAUUGCUUAAUUACAAGGAAUUUAAGCUGUACACAAUCUUCUGCACUGAAAAAUCCAUUGACAGGAAGAAAAGGAGGAAACAGAGAGAGGAAGAGAGAGAGCGAGAGAAAGGGAAAGAUAAAGAAAAGUAUUAUCAGCAUCUAAAGAAGAUGUAUUCGACUGGGUUGAACCACAGGAGUCGAAGUCUCCUUUGAUAAAGAAGUGAGCAUGACUAAUUAACAUGGCCACAAUGAAGAACACCAAAAUACACAUCUUUAUUUUGCGUAUGUCUGUAUUGUUCGCUUGUUUAUUUAUUUAUCUAUCUAUCUAUUCAUUGAGACAGGGUCUCACAUUGUAGACCUGGUUGGCCUGUAACUGGCUAUGUAGACCAGGCCGGCCUCAAACUCAGAGAUCUUGCCUCCUGAGUGCUAGGAUUUAAUUUAGGUUUGCACCAUUCAUACCCAGUGUCUUUUGAGACAGGGUCUCAAGUAGCCCAGGCUGGACUCAAACCUACUAUCUAGUUGAAGAUGACUGAGCUUCUAAUCCUCCUACCUCUCUCUUCCAAGUGCUGGGAUUACAGGUAUGUG